UUUUUCGUCAUCAGAGAUGGCUGCGUGUCGCGCGCAGGUGCUGAAACUAGCACGUGCUCUGAACAGAGUGCAGAGUGUGAGAUGUUGCAGCACCAGGAGUCCCGCGUUGACUGCUUUGCCUGAAGAGGAUGUCAUGAUGAGGGACAUGGCGACGAAAUUCGCCAGAGAGAAAAUCCAGCCCCUUGUGAUAAAGAUGGAUGAGGACGAGAAGUUCGAUCCCGGGAUGAUUAAAGACCUUUUUGAGAAUGGGUUCAUGGGAUUGGAGAUUCCAGAAGAGUUUGGUGGAGCAGGCACAUCGUUCUUCCAAUCCCUGCUGGUGAUUGAAGAAAUAUCUCGAGUUGAUCCCACCGUUGGCAUCCUCGUGGACAUUCAAAACACGCUCAUCAACGCGCUGAUUUCAUCGUUGGGAACCAAGGCGCAGAGAGAAAAGUAUCUUCCGAGGCUGGCCCAGCAAACCGCGGGGUCCUUUUGUCUCUCUGAGCCCGAAUCGGGUUCUGAUGCAUUUGCCAUGAAAACUCCCACUCAGCAGCAGCCAUGA
This is a messenger RNA of Notodromas monacha, 538 nucleotides long. Lineage: Eukaryota; Metazoa; Arthropoda; Ostracoda; Podocopida; Cyprididae. The record is from the annotation of a GenBank genome assembly.